AUGUCUCGAUCAGAAUCUUCAAGUCCUGUAAAUUCAGAUGAAAGUAUUGAUAUCAAUGAUGAUGAAGAAGAUGUGUCACAAUCACCAAAACGACAUUUCCUUUCUUCACCUAUUAUGCAUCCAAACGGUUCCGUCAAUUCAAGCAAACCAUCGAAAUUAUCAUUUAGUAUCAGUCGCUUAUUGGGAGCCAAUAGUGACUCUAAUAAACACAAUGAGAGCGGAUCGACAUCUGAAUCGGUCGAUCAUGAAAUGUCUGAAUGUGUGACCACUGAAAGUGCUGUUAAAUCGCCGUCCAUAACAUACCCACCUUCUCCGUCAUCGUUGUCACCAAAUAUGAACAAUAAAUACAGUCUUUCAUCACAUCGUAUAUCAUCAAUGAGUCCCUACGAAACAGCAUUAAACCAUUUAACAGGAAAUCAUUACCAAUGGUUUGCUUCGACAUCAAAUACACUCAUUAGAGAUGGUCUUCAAAAGCUUCUUGAGCCCCCAAAGUUGCCUCCAGUCAAAUGUCAACUCAGACGACAUAAGUCUAACCGAAAACCGCGGACACCGUUCACAACACAACAGCUUUUAGCACUCGAGAGGAAGUUUCGCUCAAAACAGUAUCUCUCGAUUGCAGAGAGGGCUGAGUUCUCCAGUUCACUUAAUUUAACUGAAACUCAGGUCAAGAUUUGGUUUCAGAACCGAAGAGCAAAGGAGAAGCGUUUAAAAGAAGCCGAAAUAGAGAAGAUGCGAAUGGCUUCCCGACCUCUCUUACCUCAGGCCAUAGGUAUUGCCGGCUUUCCGGUCAGUCUUCAUAAUACGUCGAGUAUGGGUCACAACCCAUUUAUGCCGGUCUCCACUUCAAUGCCUCAUUCACUGCAUUCAUCCUCAUCUGUGGCAUCAUUGGCAGCGAUGACCACAUUCAGUGGUCACUCGCAUCCAAAUGACGUGAAUCUCACGCAACCGACACCACUGUUCAGUACAAGUCCUUCAUUACACGUCAAUUCAUCCGCUAAUAUGCGUCCAUAA
This is a messenger RNA of Oppia nitens, 1011 nucleotides long. RefSeq names its product homeobox protein vab-15-like. Gene Ontology annotation, cellular component: nucleus. NCBI's taxonomy places the organism in Eukaryota, Metazoa, Arthropoda, Arachnida, Sarcoptiformes, Oppiidae. The record is from RefSeq and is a predicted model, not a curated record. Bases 1 to 1011 code for a protein of 336 amino acids. Gene Ontology annotation, molecular function: DNA-binding transcription factor activity, RNA polymerase II-specific; RNA polymerase II transcription regulatory region sequence-specific DNA binding. Gene Ontology annotation, biological process: embryonic morphogenesis; regulation of transcription by RNA polymerase II. The transcript is spliced from 4 exons.